UUAGUUUAUACAUGAACAUCGUAUGUCUGGCUAUUUGUCGUUUCAGUGUGUGCAGCAAAACAUUGUAAAAUGCUUGACUACCCCUGUCCUAAACUGACCAUAGAUCCCUUGCCAUCCUAUCUUAAUUUAGGUGGAGGUCCGGCAAACAUAACGCAGGAUGUAGCCAAAGCUCUAACGACACAACCUUACACAGCUUCAAAUCCGAGUUUACACAAACUUAUGGACGACAUACUGCCAAUGAUUAGAUACGUAUACCAGACGGAAAAUCCUGUUUCGUUCAUACUUCAGACAUCGGGCAACGGAGGCAACGAAGCCAUGGUCACAAAUCUGGCUGAUCCUGGCGAAACUGUUGUCAUCGCUGUAUCUGGAUUAUGGGGCAGCAAAGUUGUGGACAUGGCCAAAAGAUAUAAUUUAAACGUUGUGGAGUUAAGGUCGGAACCUGGGGAAGUGUUCACGUUCGAAGAAUUGGAAGAAGCUAUUGUCAAGAACAAAGCAGUGGCUUUGUUUGUCACUCAUGGUGAAACUUCCAGUGGUACUCUUCAACCACUAGAUGGUUUAGGAAAGAUUUGUCAUAAGCACAAUUGUCUUUUGUCCGUGGAUGCUGUAGUCUCUCUUGGGGUGGCUCCGAUUUAUGUGGAUAGAUGGGAAAUUGAUGCAAUUAAUGGAGGUACACAGAAAGGGCUUAGUGCACCCGCAGGCAUGUGUUUACUGUCUUUUAGUCCUAGGGCUUAUAAGAAGAUUUUAUCCAAGAAACAUCCUCCCCCGUACAUAUUUGAUGUGCAAAUGCAUGUUAAGGUCUGGGAUUGUCUUGGUGCAGGUGGUAAAGGUUAUAUUUAUACAUACAGUAGUAAUAUGUUAGGAGCAGUAAGAGAAGCACUAAUAGCAAUUUGCAAAGAAGGAAUAGAUAAUGUUUGGGAUAGACAUCAAAAGAGCGCCAAUAUAUUAGUAUCCAGAUGUAAAAAUGAAUUAGGUCUCGAACACUAUAUUAAGAGACCAGAGAUCCGAUUUAGUGGAGUAACUUUUUUGAAAGUUCCAGAAAAUCUGAGUUGGAGAAUGAUUUUUUCAUACAUUUUAGAAAAACAUCAGGCGGAGAUUUCGUUUGGAAUUGGACCAACGAUUAAUCAAGUUCUCCGAUUAGGACUUUUGGGCAUAAAUGCUACACCAAAAAUGGCAAAUUAUGUUGUUGAAUUGUUACGAGAAGCUAUUGAAUAUUGUAAAAAUAAUCCACAUAUAGAUGAUGGGUUUGGUUCAUUUAAUCCACCAACUGAAUAAUGUAUUUUACUGUAUUUAUCUUAAUUCUGUAUAAAUUAUAGUGUAAAUGGGAUUAAUAAAAAAUAAAUUGUUAAAAAAAUAAA
This is a messenger RNA of Aethina tumida (small hive beetle), 1355 nucleotides long. Its product is annotated as alanine--glyoxylate aminotransferase-like. Bases 70 to 1272 code for a protein of 400 amino acids. The record is from RefSeq and is a predicted model, not a curated record. The transcript has 7 exons. NCBI's taxonomy places the organism in Eukaryota, Metazoa, Arthropoda, Insecta, Coleoptera, Nitidulidae. Gene Ontology annotation, cellular component: peroxisome. Gene Ontology annotation, molecular function: L-serine:pyruvate transaminase activity; L-alanine:glyoxylate transaminase activity.